CGGAGAUGAAAUUGCCAUGCAAUUUUCAUGUUGAUUGCAAAUGAGAUUAGUAAAGGAAAUCGCCCAUUCUUAGUCCUCAGUCAAGCAGGGUACAAGUCAUUGGCAAGGAAAUUUGAGAAAAAAAUAGGAAAAAAACAUGGACUGAAACAGUUGAAGAAUAAGUACAUGACCUUGAAAAAAGAGUGGCAAGCGUGGACAAAGUUGAUGGAUUCAAGCAAGGGAGUGUCCGGGAUAGGCUUUGACUAUGACACCGGUUUGUUUCAGGCACCUGACGAGUGGUGGGACAAGAUGGAAUCAAUCAACAAGGCGUGUGCAAAGUUCAAGAAAAAAACUUUGGAACACCGUGACUUGAUGGAGACGGUCUUCAUGGGGGCAUCAGCUACUGGGAAGCAUCAUUGGACCCCGAGAGAGAACCUUCCCGAACCUGCUGAGGACUCAUCUGAUUCAGUGCGUAGUUUGGGAGCCCAGCCAUUUGCUGAUCCGAUACCCGCAGGAGUACAGGACGUGGAUUCUGAUACUUCACUGGAGCAUGUUCCGAUUAAAAAGGCAAAAAGGAGAAAGACGCCAUCAACAAGUGUUUCAAAGUCGAAGAAGGGAACAAGUGGUGCGUCCGUUAUUGCGGAAAGCAUGAACAAAAUGACAGAUGUGGUGCGUUCAAAGAAUCAGCAGGUCACGGUGAGGCACCUCACAGGCAACGAAUCGCUGUACACUAUUUCCGAGUGCAUGCAUAAACUGAGCAGUAUUCCAUCCCUAAUUGGUACACUGUUAUUCCACUUCGCCUCCACACUUAUGGAUAACGCCGAUUACCGGGAGGUCAUGAUGUGCCAGCCUGAUGAUGACCACAUCAUUGAAUGGCUUACACAGAAGCAGCUCCAGUGUACUGCGCCGGCGCCUUUUGCAAACCUGUUUGGGGGUCGCCGGAUGUGAUGUAGCGGUGUUACGAGUGUUGAAGAUGCAUGUCCUUCUCUUCCUUUUUUAAACUUUGACUUAUGGUAUUGUUGGCACUGUACUAAAACAGGAUGGUGGUGUGUGCAUGUUUUCAUUAUGUCGUUUUUGUUUUUUUAUUACUAGCUACGGGCAGCAACAAGUUUUAGGUAAGUGCAUGGGUUGACGGAACGAAAGCA
Messenger RNA from Camellia sinensis, 1124 nucleotides. RefSeq names its product L10-interacting MYB domain-containing protein-like. The record is from RefSeq and is a predicted model, not a curated record. Lineage: Eukaryota; Viridiplantae; Streptophyta; Magnoliopsida; Ericales; Theaceae.